Molecule: messenger RNA, 299 nt
Organism: Xenopus laevis (African clawed frog)
Lineage: Eukaryota; Metazoa; Chordata; Amphibia; Anura; Pipidae
Product: misshapen-like kinase 1
Exons: 4
Coding region: 1-291 (96 amino acids)
Source: RefSeq, a predicted model, not a curated record
AUGAUAAACUUGCCCAUUACCAAUAAAAUCACCUUAGGGAAAGAACUUGGCAGCGGAGGCCAUGGACAAGUCUAUCAGGGUCAACAUGCCAAGAAAGGCAAAGUCGCUGUUAAAGUUGUCAGCCUUGAAGAUGAAGAGGAUCAAGACUGGGUCAGAGAGGAGCUGUAUUUCCUCAGCAAAUUCUCUGCCCACAGAAAUGUUGCCACUUACCAUGGGGCAUAUUUUCAACCAAAAGCUUCAGAGGAAGAACCUGACAAGCUUUGGGUAAGUAAAAGUUUUAUGAUGUUCUAAGCCUUGUG